Menidia menidia (Atlantic silverside) is the source of this 5616-nucleotide messenger RNA. The record is from the annotation of a GenBank genome assembly. NCBI's taxonomy places the organism in Eukaryota, Metazoa, Chordata, Actinopteri, Atheriniformes, Atherinopsidae.
AUGGCUGCCCAGGAUGAACUCAAUCAACUGGAACGCGUGUUCCUCCGCCUGGGCCACGCAGAGACAGAUGAGCAGCUCCAGGACGUUAUCUCCAAGUUCCUGCCCCCUGUCCUUCUCAAACUCUCCAGCGUUCAGGAGGGUGUGAGAAAGAAGGUCAUGGAGUUGUUGGUCCACCUGAAUAAGAGGAUAAAAAGCCGACCAAAGAUUCAGUUGCCAGUAGAAACUUUGCUGGUGCAGUAUCAGGACCCAGCAGCCGCUUCCUUCGUCACAAACUUCACCAUCAUCUACAUUAAAAUGGGUUACCCUCGCCUGGAGGUGGGAAAACAGUGCGAGUUGGCCCCGACCCUCCUCACUGCCAUGGAGGGGAAGCCGCAGCCACAGCAGGACAGCCUGAUGCACCUGCUGAUCCCCACUCUUUACCACAUGAAGUAUCCCGCAGACGCGUCCAAAAGCACCUCUUCUUUCAACCUGUCUGAGCGGCCAAAGACGGUGCACCUGCUGCUGGAGUUCAUGCUGGAUGUUUUACUCAUGCCUUAUGGGUUUGUGCUAAACGAGUCUCCCACUCGGCCUGCGCCCUCCCCCACCGCCCAGGGAGGUUCUGCAGAUGGGGCGGUGGCUGCCAGUGGGCAGGGUCUCCCCCAGCCUCCCCCCGGGAUGAGCGUGUAUGCUGUGAAGAGGGUGAUUGGAGAGGCCCAGUGGAACGCUGAGCAGCUGGAGCAGGUACAGGAACUGCUGUUGGAUUUUGAGUCCCGGGUGUCUCUCUGUCUGUUUUGGCCAGAUAAAAUGGAAUCAGACCUCGAGCCGCUCUCUGCGGAGAACGAGUGCAAGCUGGGCAUCGUGAAGUUCAUCGAGGCGAAACAGGUCCCGGAAGUGGAGACAGUGGUGCACCUGGUGGUGGCGUCGAGUGACACCAGGCACAGCGUGGCCACCGCCGCCGACCUGGAGCUGAAGAGUAAACAGAGGUGGGGUGGCGGUAUGAAACAGGAGCUGAAACACGAGCCAGUCAGCACCAGGGUCAAAAUGAAAAUCCUGCCGCAUCUGCUCCGGUCCCGUCUGGCCGCGGAGUGCUUUCCAGCCAACAUUCAGGUAGGCGCUCCGGCUCGGUUUGGAACCGAUCGGCAGCCAUCGGCAGCUCUCACAGCUUCGACUUUCUUCCAGGUGGUCUACGACGGCCUGUUCGGUGCCAACACCAACAACAAGCUGCUGUCUCUCACCUUACAGUUUGUCCAUCACAUCUGCAUGGUGUGCCCUGACACCAAUAAGCCUUUGGGACUGAUGUUGCUCAAUGGUCUCACCAAGCUCAUCAACGAAUACAAGGAGGAUCCAAAGCUGCUGUGCGUCGCGUACUCUGCCGUCGGGAAGCUGUCAAGCCGCAUGCCGCAGCUCUUCACAAAGGACAUCGCACUCGUGCAGCAGUUCUUUGAGUCCAUGUGCAAGGAGGAAGCCGACGUCCGCCUCGCCAUUCAGGAGGCCCUGUCAAUGAUGGUCGGAGCUUAUGCUAACCUGCAGGGGGCGCUGCUGAAUCUGAUGGAGGCUCUGGUGGCUGCAUACAUUGGAAAGCCGGAGGUGCAAGUUCGACAGGUGGCCAUGAAGUUUGCCAGCACGGUGUUCGGUUCAGACCACGUGCCCACGAGAUACCUGCUGCUGCUGGCCGCAGGAGACCCACGGGAAGAAGUGUCUGCAGAGGCUCAGAAGGUGCUGAGGGCUUUCCCCGCCAAGAGCUCAGAGAAGGAGGGACCCAAGCCGAUGCCCUCUUUUCCUGAAAUGGUUGCCUAUGUCCAGGAGAAAGCGGCUCAGAGGAUUAAGACUCCUGCCAAGUACAUAGUUGGAACCUCCACAAUUCCUUUCAACCCAUCUGCAUUCGGGGAGAUCAUACUCUACCUGAGGAUGUGCUUGGCCCACAGUGCGGGGGCCACACCCAUGUCCACCCGCCUGUCGGACAUGCAGGACGACGCUCCCACCAUCGGCCGCUACGUCCACACGCUGCUGUCUUCCGAGCCGCAGCCCUCUGGGUCAAAGGGCUCCGAGGCCAACCCUGUGCACGUUUACAUGGACCUCAUGCAGCAGCUGCUGUCUGCUGUCGGGGGUAUUCCUGUCAUGUACUGUUUACUGGAGGUGGUGUCAGUGUGUCCAGAGAAACUGGCCACCAGGUUUGCUGACAAGAUCGACUGGAUUAAAAGUCUGAUGAACACAAACAAGGAGGACAUGAGGGAGCUUGCAGCCCAGCUGUAUGCUGUAGUGAUUUCCACCAUGACUGGCAAUGAGCUUCAGACGGCCGUGCAGAACCUUGUCAAAAUCACCAAAGACAACCACAGUCCUGAGACGCAGCACGGCGCCAUUUUGGCUCUCGGUUACAUGGUGGGAAGAAACAUGAGCAGAAAGAGAGCCAUGAGCCCGUGUAACCGAGGCAAAGGGCAGCAAAUGAGCAUCACCACCCAGGACGACGAUGAACCUGCCUCCAAGGCCACCAAGACCAUCGGCUCCUUUCUGGACAGCAGCAGUGCGCUGCUGGCCGUGGCAGCCUGUACAGCUCUGGGGGAAAUUGGGCGGAAUGGCCCCCUGCUGAUCCCCGCAGAGGGGGAGGGCUUCACAAAACUCUCCAUCGUGGAAAACCUGCUGGCUCGAAUCCCCUCUGGCAAGGAGAGCACAAAGAUGAAGGAGCGCUCCAUCAUGACCUUGGGUUAUCUAGCAGUGGGGGACGCAGACUUCCCGCACCAGAAGAAGCUGCUGCAGGGGCUCAUGGACUCCGUGGAGGCCAAACAGGUGGAGCUGCAGUUCACAGUUGGGGAGGCCAUCACCAGUGCCGCCAUAGGAACUGGCUCUGGAGCAGCCAGAGACCCGUGGACCUGCACGGAGGACCAGUACAACCCGCCACUCGAUGUUAAAAACAAUGAUGUGGUCCCCUGGGUCCUCAACUCCAUCCUGUCUAAAUACAUACCCAGCCAAAACCCUCAUGUCCGACAGGCCGCCUGCAUCUGGCUGCUCUCCCUCGUCAAGAAACUUGCUCAGCACAAGGAAAUCACUUCCCAUCUCAAGGAGAUCCAGAACGCAUUUAUCUCUGUUCUCUCUGACCCUGACGAGCUGAGUCAGGAUGUGGCGUCCAAAGGCCUCGGACUCGUCUAUGAGAUGGGAGAUGAGGGCGAUCAGCAGGAGCUGGUGUCCACUCUGGGUGAGGCACGCAGUCUCCGAGGAUACGGAGGUAUUCCAGGGGGAAGCCACGGCCUGUCUACAUACAAGGAACUCUGCUCAUUGGCCAGCGACCUGAACCAGCCAGAUCUCGUAUACAAAUUCAUGAACCUGGCCAAUCAUCAUGCAAUGUGGAACUCACGGAAGGGAGCAGCUUUUGGCUUCCACAUGAUCGCAGCCAAGGCCGGGGAGCAGCUGGCUCCAUUCCUGCCCCAGUUAGUGCCUCGUCUGUACCGCUAUCAGUUCGAUCCCAACCUGAGCAUUCGCCAGGCCAUGACCAGCAUCUGGGAUGCUCUGGUCACGGACAAGACCCUGGUGGAUAAGUAUCUGAAGGAGAUCCUGAAGGAUGUCAUUUCUAAUUUGACCAGCAGCGCCUGGAGAGUUCGUGAGUCCAGGUACAAUGAAAGCAUUCCCCCUAAAGACAGCUGCCUUGCUCUGAGCGACUUGAUUCGUGGGCGUCAAGCGGACGACCUCAUCGAUCAUCUGGCCGAAAUCUGGGAGACGCUGUUCAGAGUUCUCGACGACAUCAAGGAGUCUGUGAGAAAGGCUGCAGAUUUAACCCUGAAGACGCUCAGUAAGGUGUGUAUUCGCAUGUGCGAGUCCACGGGCGCUGCAGCCCAGAGAGCGGUGGCGGUGGUGUUGCCCACUCUGCUGGAAAAAGGCAUCGUCAGCAGCGUGUCGGAGGUUCGCUCUCUCAGUAUCCAGACCCUGGUGAAGAUCAGCAAGACCGCCGGCGCCAGACUAAAGCCUCACGCUUCCCGCUUGAUCCCAGCCCUGUUGGAGGCCCUCAGCACACUGGAGCCCCAGGUCCUCAACUACCUCAGCCUCAGAGCCACAGAGCAGGAGAAGAGCGCCAUGGACGCCGCCCGGCUGAGCGCCGCCAAGUCGUCUCCGAUGAUGGAGACAAUCAACAUGCAUCUUGAUGUUUCUGUGCUGGGAGAGCUGGUUCCCCGCCUAUGUGAGCUGCUCAAGAGCGGAAUAGGACUGGGCACCAAGGGAGGCUGUGCGAGUGUCAUAGUUUCCCUCACAGUGCAGUGUCCCCAGGACCUCAGCCCAUACUCAGGUAAACUGAUGAGUGCCCUGCUGACCGGCAUCCAUGACAGAAGCACCGUGGUGCAGAAAGCAUUUGCCUUUGCUUUGGGACACCUCGUCCGGACGGCCAAAGACAGCAGUGUAGAGAAACUACUACUGAAGCUCAGCAGCUGGUACUUGGAGAAAGAGGAACCCGUUUACAAGUCGUCCUGUGCGCUGACCUUGCACGCCAUCAGUCACUACAGCCCCGACGUGCUGAAGGGACACGCCGGAGUGGCGCUGCCGCUGGCCUUCCUCGGCAUGCACCAGGCGGCGGGUCCGGACGAGGAGAAGGGGGAAAGCCACGACGCCACGCUGUGGGCCGAGGUGUGGCAGGAGAACGUUCCAGGAAGCUUCGGGGGCAUCCGCCUCUACAUGACGGAGCUGAUCAGCAUCACCCAAAAAGCCCUGCAGUCCCAGUCCUGGAAGAUGAAGGCACAGGGCGCAGCUGCCAUGGCAACCGUCGCCAAGGAACAAACAGGCUCCCUGGUGGCGCCGCACCUGGGCCUGGUGCUGACGGCUUUGAUGCAGGGCUUGUCUGGACGCACGUGGGCCGGCAAGGAGGAGCUGUUAAAAGCCAUCGGAUCGGUGGUGUCCAAGUGCAGCUCCGAGCUGCAGAAGCCGUGCGGCGGACAGCCGACCGUGCCUGAGGUGCUGGACGUCGUGCUGAAGGAAUGCCGCAAAGAAAAUCUGACCUACAAAAUCGCCGCCCUGCGCUGCGCAGGAGACGUGCUCAGCAGCAGCAAAGAGGACCGGUUCAGCGACAUGGCCGAGAUCCUCUUCCCCUUGAUCAAGAAGAGCUGCCCAGAGAGCGGCGGCGCGGCGUCCCGGUCCCUGCGCGACGAUGACGACGACGACAAGACCACAAAAGAGAAGGAGCUGCAGACCGAGGCUCUGCUUUGUGCUUUUGAGACUCUGGGAAAGUCCUGGCCCCGAAACCCUCAGACUCAGGCUCAUUUCCAGGUGGAGGUGUGCGGCUUGAUGUCUGGGAAGCUCCAACUGAGCACGUGGAAAGUCCAGCUCGCUGUCCUACAGGCCAUGAAGCCCUAUUUUGAGGGGUUGUUGCUGCUAGAAAAGGGGAAUGAAGAUGUGAAUGCACUGUCACAGAUUCUCACAGAGACCUGUGCCGCCCUGACAUAUCCUUUAGAAAACAAAAGUUACUCCUCUGUGAGGACGGAGGCCUUGUCGGUCGUGGAUCUGAUCGUCAAGAGAACAGCGGAGAGCGAGCAGUGGGACUGCAUGUCCGCCAAGAGCCGGGAGCAGCUGCAGCGCUCCCUGUCCACGCUGCAGUCCGACAGCCGGCCCGACCUGCGGGACAAGGCGCAGGAGCUGCGGCGGCGCAUCCAGAGCCAGCCCUGA